Messenger RNA from Botrytis fragariae, 6303 nucleotides. Its product is annotated as putative fatty acid synthase beta subunit dehydratase protein. The transcript has 2 exons. Gene Ontology annotation, molecular function: fatty acid synthase activity; [acyl-carrier-protein] S-acetyltransferase activity; [acyl-carrier-protein] S-malonyltransferase activity. NCBI's taxonomy places the organism in Eukaryota, Fungi, Ascomycota, Leotiomycetes, Helotiales, Sclerotiniaceae. The record is from RefSeq and is a predicted model, not a curated record. Gene Ontology annotation, biological process: long-chain fatty acid biosynthetic process. Bases 1 to 6303 code for a protein of 2100 amino acids. Gene Ontology annotation, cellular component: fatty acid synthase complex.
AUGUACGGUACUGCCACCGGCCCUCAAACGGGCGUCUCAACACCACGAUCCUCAUCAUCUCUGCGACCACUCGUUCUCUCACAUGGCUCAUUAGAGCAUUCAUUUUUGAUACCCACAAAUAUUCAUUUCCAAGCUUCUCAGAUCAAAGACCGUUUUCUGGCUUCCCUUCCCGAGCCAACGGACGAACUCGCACAAGAUGACGAGCCUUCGUCUGUGGCCGAGCUUGUUGCCCGAUAUUUGGGGUUUGUAGCACAAGAAGUUGAUGAGGGAGAAGACGAUGCGCAAGGAUCAUAUGAAGAGGUUUUGAAACUCGUUCUGAACGAAUUCGAACGUGGUUUCUUGAGAGGCAAUGAGGCUCACGCUUUGGUUGCCACUCUUCCUGGAAUUGAUGCAAAGAAACUCAAGGUAGUCGAAUCCUACUAUGCUGCGCGUGCAGCUAGCAAUAGGCCAAUUCGCCCUCACGAAUCAGCAUUGUUUAGAGCAGCUAGCGACGACGAAGCCAAGAUUUAUAAUGUUUUUGGUGGACAAGGAAAUAUCGAAGAAUACUUUGAUGAGCUUCGGGAACUGUAUAGCACAUAUGCAGUCUUUGUAGAGGAUUUAAUCACCGAAUCUGCAGAACUGCUGCAGAGUCUAUCGAAGGAUCCCAGAGCCGAGAAAUUAUAUCCAAAGGGUUUGGACAUUAUGUCUUGGCUUCAUGAUCCUGAGUCCACUCCAGAUCUUGAUUAUUUGGUUUCUGCACCAGUCAGUUUCCCACUGAUUGGUUUGGUACAGCUCUGUCAUUAUGCUGUGACCUGCAGAGUUUUGGGACUUACUCCUGGCCAAUUCAGAGACAGGAUUAGUGGAACAACUGGUCACUCUCAAGGUGUUGUUUUGGCUGCUGCUACGUCUGCUGCAGACUCGUGGGAAUCAUUCGACAAGGUCGCAGUUUCAGCUCUUACAAUCUUGUUCUGGAUUGGAUCCCGCAGUCAGCAGACAUUCCCAAGAACUUCUCUCGCACCCAAUAUUCUCCAGGACUCCGUAGAUAAUGGCGAAGGAACACCCACCCCUAUGUUGAGCAUCCGUGAUUUAUCGCAAGCUCAAGUUCAGGAACAUAUCGACGCAACCAACAAAUAUCUUCCAGAAGAUAGACAAAUCGCCAUUUCUCUGAUCAACAGUGCUAGAAACAUGGUUGUUUCAGGACCUCCAAUUUCUCUGUAUGGUCUUAACCUUCAAUUACGUAAAGUCAAGGCUCCAACUGGUCUCGACCAGACCAAAAUUCCGUUCACAGAGCGCAAAGUUAGAUUUGUAAACAGAUUCUUGCCAAUCACAUCACCUUUUCACAGCAAAUAUCUUGCUGAAGCUACAAACCAUAUCAACGAAGAUCUAAAGGACGUCAAGAUUGAUAGCAAAGCAUUGGGCAUUCCUGUCUACGACACUAAUACUGGAAAGGACAUCCGGGAUGAUAUUCAGGGCAAUAUUGUGCCAACUUUGGUGCGUUUGAUUACCCACGAUACUGUUGAGUGGGAAAAGGCUACAGUUUUCCCAAAUGCAACUCACGUUCUUGAUUUCGGCCCUGGUGGUGUAUCUGGUCUCGGCGUUUUGACCAGCCGCAACAAGGAUGGAACCGGCGUUCGUGUUAUCCUAGCUGGCACAGUCAGUGGUACCGUUCCAGAGGUCGGCUACAAGCCCGAGCUUUUCGAUCGUGAUGAGGAACACGCCGUCAAAUAUGCAGUUGAUUGGGUAAAGGAGCAUGGUCCCAAAUUGGUCAAGACCUCUGCCGGUCAGACAUUUGUGGACACAAAGAUGAGUCGAAUCUUGGGAGUUCCCCCUGUCAUGGUUGCUGGUAUGACACCAUGUACUGUUCCUUGGGAUUUCGUUGCUGCGACCAUGAACGCCGGUUAUCAAAUUGAGUUGGCUGGAGGUGGAUACUACAAUGCCAAAACUAUGACCGAAGCGUUGAGAAAGAUUGAGAAUGCCAUUCCAGCUGGUCGUGGUAUUACUGUCAACCUUAUCUACGUCAACCCACGGGCUAUGCAAUGGCAAAUUCCACUCCUCGGGCAAUUACGUGCAGAAGGUGUACCAAUCGAAGGUCUCACAAUUGGUGCUGGUGUACCUUCCAUCGAGGUGGCACAAGAAUAUAUUGAAACUCUUGGCUUAAAACAUAUCGCAUUCAAGCCAGGAUCCAUGGACGCCAUUCAAGCUGUUAUCAACAUUGCAAAGGCCAACCCAACUUUCCCAGUCAUUCUUCAAUGGACUGGAGGACGUGGAGGCGGACAUCACUCCUUUGAGGAUUUCCAUCAACCAAUUCUCUCAAUGUACUCGCGCAUCAGAAGACAGGAGAACGUUCUCUUGGUCGCAGGCAGUGGUUUCGGUGGCGCAGAAGACACUUAUCCUUAUCUCACCGGUGCAUGGUCAAAGAAUUAUGGCUACCCCCCAAUGCCAUUCGAUGGAUGCCUCUUUGGUAGUCGUGUAAUGACAGCCAAGGAAGCAUAUACCAGCAAAAAUGCCAAGAAAGCCAUCACUGAAGCUGAAGGUCUUGAUGAUGCCGCAUGGGAGAAGACCUACAAGGGCCCUGCGGGUGGUGUUAUUACUGUUCGAUCUGAAAUGGGUGAGCCAAUUCACAAAUUGGCAACUCGUGGUGUUAAAUUCUGGGCUGAGAUGGAUGCCAAGAUCUUCAGUUUACCAAAGGAAAAGCGAGUACCUGAGUUGAAGAAAAACCGUGAUUACAUCAUCAAGAAGCUGAAUGACGAUUUCCAAAAGGUUUGGUUUGGACGAAACAAAGCUGGGGAAACAGUCGAUCUUGAAGACAUGACAUAUGGUGAAGUUGUUCGCAGAAUGGUAGAUUUGAUGUAUGUCAAGCACGAGUCCCGCUGGAUCGACAAAUCAUACAUUAAGCUCACUGGUGACUUCAUUCGCCGUGUUGAGGAGCGUUUCACAACUGGUUCAGGACAGCCAUCCAAACUCCAAUCUUACGCAGAUUUGGAAGAUCCUUACCCAGCUGUGGAAAAGAUCCUAGCCGCUUAUCCAGAAUCGGAGAAACAGCUCAUCAACGCUCAAGAUGUUCAGCACUUCCUUAUGCUUUGCCAGCGUAGAGGUCAAAAGCCAACUACUUUCGUGCCAUCUCUUGACGAGAACUUUGAGUUCUUCUUCAAGAAAGAUUCUCUUUGGCAAUCUGAAGAUCUCGAGGCUGUCAUCGGUCAAGAUGUAGGCAGAACCUGUAUCUUGCAAGGUCCAAUGGCUGUCAAAUACUCAAAGGUUGUCGAUGAGCCAAUCAAGGAAAUUCUCGACGGUGUUCACAACGCACACAUUAAGUUUUUGACCCAAGAUAUCUACGGUGGAGAUGAAUCCUCUAUCCCAGUGCUUGAAUACUUUGGUGGCAAGCUCAUUGAAACUGAGGAGGAGGUCGACGUUGAAGGUCUCACAAUUUCGGAAGAUGCUGACAAGACCACUUACCGAUUGUCAUACUCUCCCACUGCCGUUCUACCAUCUCUCGAGGCUUGGCUCUCAUUGCUUGCAGGCCGUAAGAGAUCUUGGCGACAUGCUCUCUUCACUUCAGAGGUAUUUGUUCAAGGACAAAAAUUCCAAACAAACCCAAUGAAACGAAUCUUCUCUCCUGUCAAGGGUCUUUUUGUUGAGAUCGCUUAUCCUAACGAUCCUUCAAAGACCGUAAUCACCGUCAAGGAGCAACCUAGACCAAAUCACUACGUUACAGUCAUUGACGUGAAACUGGUUGGCAAGAACGAGAUCUUGGUCAACAUGAUCAAGGACACAACUGCUGUCGGCAAGCCAGUAUCUCUUCCAUUGAAGUUCACAUACCACCCCGAGGCUGGUUAUGCUCCAAUUCGCGAAGUCAUGGAUGAUAGAAAUGACCGUAUCAAGGAAUUCUACUGGCGAGCCUGGUUCGGUGGUGAGACUCUCGACCUCGACGCUUCCGUCACUGGCAUCUUCAAUGGUGGUAAGGCUACCAUCACCAGUGAAGCUAUCAACGACUUUGUUCACGCUGUUGGAAAUACUGGAGAAGCUUUCGUUGACCGACCUGGUAAGGAGGUUUUCGCUCCUAUGGACUUUGCUAUCGUUGUUGGAUGGAAGGCCAUCACCAAGCCAAUCUUCCCUAGAACAAUCGAUGGUGAUCUUCUCAAACUCGUGCAUCUUUCUAACGGGUUCCGCAUGAUCCCUGGAGCUGAGCCAUUGAAGAAGGGUGACGAAGUCGAAACUACAGCCCAGAUCAAUGCUGUUCUUAACCAAGACUCUGGUAAGAUGGUCGAGGUGUGCGGUACUAUUACCAGAGAAGGCAAACCAGUAAUGGAGGUUACUUCACAAUUCUUGUACAGAGGUGCAUACACCGAUUUUGAGAACACCUUCCAGCGCAAGACUGAGACACCCAUGCAAAUCCAUCUUGCUACCUCGAAGGACGUUGCUGUCCUCAGAUCUAAGGAAUGGUUCAACUUGGAUGAGCCAGAUCACGAGUUACUUGGUCAAACCUUGACUUUCCGUCUCGAGAGUCUUGUCCGCUUCAAGAACAAGACCGUUUUCUCAAGUGUUGAGACUAGGGGUCAAGUUUUGUUGGAGCUUCCAACCAAGGAGAUCAUCCAAGUUGCGAGCGUCGAGUACGAAGCUGGCGUGUCUCAUGGUAACCCAGUCAUUGAUUACCUUGAGCGUCAUGGAUCUUCAAUUGAACAGCCAAUUAACUUCGAGAACCCCAUCCCUCUCAAUGGAAAGACUCCUCUCUCUCUCAGAGCACCAACAUCCAACGAAACCUAUGCUCGUGUUUCGGGUGAUUAUAACCCUAUCCACGUUUCUCGUGUCUUUUCUAGCUACGCAAACCUGCCUGGUACUAUCACCCAUGGUAUGUACUCAAGUGCAGCUGUUCGCAGCUUAGUCGAGACCUGGGCUGCAGAGAACCACGUUGGUCGUGUUCGCAGUUUCCAUGCUCAACUGACAGGUAUGGUUCUUCCAAACGAUGAUAUUGAAGUCAAGUUGCAACAUGUCGGUAUGGUUGCUGGUCGUAAGAUCAUCAAGGUUGAGGCUAGCAACAAGGAGACUGAAGAUAAGGUCUUACUUGGUGAGGCCGAAGUCGAACAACCAGUCUCAGCCUAUGUGUUCACUGGUCAAGGUUCUCAAGAACAAGGUAUGGGUAUGGAGUUGUAUGCUAGCAGUCCUGUUGCCAAGGAAGUAUGGGAUCGUGCCGACAAGCAUUUCAUGGACAACUAUGGUUUCGCCAUCACCAACAUUGUCAAGAACAACCCCAAGGAACUCACUAUUCACUUUGGUGGUCCUCGUGGUAAGGCAAUUCGUCAAAACUAUAUGUCUAUGACUUUCGAAACUGUCGGUGCCGAUGGUUCCAUCAAAUCUGAGAAGAUGUUCAAGGAAGUUGACGAACGUACUACAUCCUACACCUACAGAUCACCAACUGGUCUUCUCUCCGCCACUCAAUUCACACAACCCGCCUUGACAUUGAUGGAGAAGGCAAGUUUCGAAGACAUGCGCUCCAAGGGUCUUGUUCAACGUGAUAGCAGUUUCGCUGGUCACUCCCUCGGAGAAUAUUCUGCCCUUGCUGCUUUGGCAGAUGUCAUGCCAAUUGAGAGUUUGGUUUCUGUCGUCUUCUACCGAGGUUUGACUAUGCAAGUCGCUGUCGAACGUGAUGCCUCUGGGAGAUCCAACUACUCUAUGUGUGCUGUCAACCCUAGCAGAAUUUCCAAGACCUUCAACGAAGAAGCCCUUCAAUAUGUUGUUGCAAACAUUGCUGAAGAAACCAGUUGGUUAUUGGAAAUCGUCAACUACAACAUUGCCAACAUGCAAUACGUUUGUGCUGGUGAUCUCAGAGCUCUUGACACUCUCACUGGUGUGACCAACUAUCUCAAAGCUCAAAAAAUUGACAUUCAAGAGCUCAUGCAGACCUUGAGUCUCGAUGAUGUCAAAGCACAUCUUGUCGAAAUCAUCCGCGAAUGUGCUAAACAAACCGAAGCCAAGCCCAAACCCCUUGAUCUCCAAAGAGGUUUCGCUACCAUCCCUCUCAAGGGUAUUGACGUACCUUUCCACUCCACAUUCUUGAGAAGUGGAGUCAAGCCAUUCAGAAGUUUCUUGCUCAAGAAGAUUAACAAGACAACUAUCGAUCCUAGCAAAUUGAUUGGAAAAUACAUUCCUAACGUUACAGCUAGACCUUUCGAAUUGACUAAGGAAUAUUUCGAGGAUGUUUAUCGUUUGACUAAUAGUCCAAAGAUUGGUAAUGUGUUGGCUAAUUGGGAUAAAUACCAAGAUGGUUAUGAGGAACCUAGUGGGGAUGAGGUGGAGGCAGAGACAAACGGUGUUAAUGGAACUCAUUAA